Messenger RNA from Coffea arabica (coffee), 2404 nucleotides. RefSeq names its product organic cation/carnitine transporter 1. Gene Ontology annotation, biological process: transmembrane transport. NCBI's taxonomy places the organism in Eukaryota, Viridiplantae, Streptophyta, Magnoliopsida, Gentianales, Rubiaceae. Gene Ontology annotation, cellular component: membrane. The record is from RefSeq and is a predicted model, not a curated record. Gene Ontology annotation, molecular function: transmembrane transporter activity.
UGACAAUUUUGCACGCAAUCAAUCAUCUUCUUCAUAUAAAUUCGAAAAAUCUACUCACAGAAAAAUAAAAAAUUUGCACAAGAAAAGAUUUUGGUGAAGUCAUUCUUUUUACGGGGUGGAACUAGAAUUGGAUACGAUUUUUCUGGGGGCUGGCUCCUUCAAUUAAGGAGGGAUCGAGUCAUAAAACACUAGAUCAGACAUAUGUCGUGCACCCUCUUUUGCCGAAGCAUCUGCGGAUACGUUGCUCUCACGCAGCAUGUGUUGCACCUUCACUUCUUGGAAUUCUCCUAAUAGUUCCCUGCAAUCAAAGAUAAGGGGCUAUAAAACAUUAGUAAGGGGACAAUUCUUGGUAAGAAGACACAAAAAGUAGUUUGAGAGUCAGUCCCUGUGAUGAUAAGGUCUGUGAUAGGUUGAAAUCCAAUGGCAGUUUAAUUCCAUUGCCGAUGGCCUAAGCUUCAGCAGUAGCAUAAGUAGCAACUCUUAUGUUUCUGCUAAAACCAGCAAUCGACAAUCCGAGGUGGGCUGGUGUCAUUCGUCGUUAAUUUGUUAGCAAGAUGGAAGAAGAGAAAAAUGAACUUUUAGAGCUAAGCAGUGCAGAGAAAGGGUUUUGUUCGAGUAAAAGUCUUGGUUCUGAAAAGUUGGAAUUAACAGUUGAUCAAGUGAUAGAAGAAUAUGUGGGAUCAUUUGGAUUUUCACAGUUGUUGCACGUGUUCUUGGUAUCAUUGGCAUGGAUUUUUGAUGCCCAGAGUACUUUAGUCACUAUUUUCGCUGAUGCUCAGCCAGAUGGAUGGAGAUGCAUUAGCUCAUCAUCAUCAUCAUCUUGUAGACUCACAAAUAUCAGUUCUGGAGAUGCUGCUUCAGUUUGCGGAUUGAAGCCUGGAACCUGGGAAUGGGUGGGUGGUAAUACAAGUUCAACCAUUGCUGAGUGGGGAUUGAUUUGUGACCGUAAAUUUCUUGCUGCGAUGCCAGCUUCAUUCUACUUUCUUGGAUCUCUCGUUGGUGCUUCUGUCUAUGGAUACCUAGCUGAUGCAUUCUUGGGAAGGAAAAGAGCUGUGCUCAUCUCAUGCCUCCUAACUUCGAUAACCAUUUUUCUCACCUCUCUCUCGCCAAAUAUAUGGCUUUAUUCACUCCUCCGGUUUGCAAAUGGCUUUUCUCGGUCAGGCAUUGGCAUAUGUAGCCUUGUACUAACAACAGAAGUUGUCGGUGUCAAAUGGCGCGGUCAAGCUGGCCAAUAUGGCUUCUUUUUCUUCGCGGUGGGCUUUGUUUCAAUUCCCCUAAUUGCAUAUCCCAGCAGGAAUUCUUGGAGAAGUUUAUACAAGAUUAUCUCAUUUCUGCCCCUUGUCUACUCCAUUUUUGUACUACUACCAUUUGUAUCAGAAUCUCCACGAUGGCUUCUCGUUCGAGGAAGAAGCAAAGAAGCUCUAGAUGUAUUAAGAAGAUAUGCAAGGCUCAAUGGGAGAAAAAUACCUCCCAAUCUGUGCAUAUCAGAACCAUCUGUUGCUACUCAAGAGACUAGUAAAGGGGAAGAAGUCUUGCAAGAAAGGACUCUGUGGAACACAAAAUGGGCUGCCAAAAGGAUGGCUUUGGUUAUGAUGACAGGCUUUGGGAUUGGAUUUGUUUAUUUUGGAGUUCAACUCAAUGUUGAGAACCUAAACUUCAAUUUAUACUUUGCAGUUGCAGCAAAUGCAAUGAUGGAGAUUUCAGCAGUAUUCAUUGGUGGUGUGCUCCUGAGCGUGGCUAAGCGCCGGCUAAUAUUUUCGCAAUUAGCUUUCAUUGCUGGACUUUCAAGCAUUCUUUGCAUACUAUUUUCAGGUGGGAAACAAGGAAUUCUGGAUAAAUCAGGAGGAAGCUGGCCAGAAUUUGAUCUUGAAGCAAUAGAAUUCAUGGCUGCAUCAACUGCAUUUAAUGUCUUGUUUGUUUACACUCUGGAACUUUUCCCUACAAAUGUGAGAAGCUUUGCUGUUUCUGUGCUAAGACAAGCCAUGGUGUUAGGGGCCUCCAUUGCUCCUCUGCUGGUGGCUGUGGGCAGAUACAGCCCAGCUCUCGCCUUCCUUAUAUUCGGGGCGCUGUCCAUUUUCAGUGGAUUGAUGAUUUUGUGGCUGCCGGAGACCAGAAACUCCCCUUUGUAUGAGACGCUGGAGCAACAAGACCAAGAGGGGCAGCUCAAUUCUGCUCCAAAUCACUUGGAAACUGAGCUCAGCAAAUGAAGCUCACCUCUAUGUAAAACAGCGGCCGAUUUAAGGUGGGGGCACUGGAGGCACGGCUUCACUGCCCUCUUAAAUUCCUAUAGUACCCAUAGAAUUUUGAUAUAAUUUCAACAGUGCCUAAGAGUUUUCUUACGAAGGAAGUGAAAGAAUUACAUGAUUCUCUAAGUUGGUUUAUGAAUUAAUAUUCUAAAAGGAUA